UCUUACUAAAACGUCUCUACCUCUCACUUCAUUCUCUCUCUCUCACACACACAGUUUUCUCUCUCCUUCUCUUUCUCUCUCUAAAACUCUUUUUCCCUCUCAUGGCUCUUCCCCGGAAAACCAUUCAUUGUUUCGUCCAAAACCAGUGCGUGAAACGACCCUCCUAGGAUACACACGAAAACGUUACAAACGCACGAAAACAAAAGCGCCAUUGUCGUUUCGUUCUUGCGCUGUACUCUUUUGGAGGGAGCAGAGCUGCAAACAUGGGCGUGGGUUUUGGCCCCGGGCGUGUCGUUUGUUUCCUCGUCUGGUUUCUUCUACCGAGUUGGCGAGUUUUGGUCAACUCGGAGCCGACUCAGGACAAGCAAGCCCUCCUUGCUUUCCUGUCCGAAAUCCCACACGAAAACCGCAUCCAGUGGAACUCGUCCGAGUCGGCCUGCGACUGGGUCGGAAUCGAGUGCGACGCGAACAGGUCGUUUGUGUAUUCCCUCCGUUUGCCUGGAGUUGGGCUUGUGGGCCCGAUUCCUCCCAACACUCUGGGCGGGCUGAGUCAUCUCCGAGUCCUCAGUCUCCGCUCCAAUCGUCUCUCCGGUGAGAUCCCCUCCGAUUUCUCUAAUUUGACGUUUCUGAGAAGCUUGUAUCUCCAGAAUAACGCCUUCUCUGGCGAGUUUCCCGAGAGCCUGACUCACUUGACUCGCCUGACUCGCCUCGAUCUCUCCUCCAACAACUUCACCGGCGCGAUUCCGUUCGCCGUCAACAAUCUGACGCACCUGACCGGACUUUUCUUGGAGAAAAACGGCUUCUCCGGCAAGCUUCCGAGUAUCUCCAAUGCCAAUUUGUCGAGCUUCGACGUCUCCAACAACAACCUCAACGGCUCGAUCCCUCAGAGCCUGUCCAAAUUCCCCGAAUCCUCCUUCCGCGGAAACCUAGAGCUCUGUGGCAGACCUCUCCCUCCCUGCAAUCCAUUCUUCCCGGCUCCGGCCGAAUCGCCUGCGGGAACGCCUCCAUUGAUUCCGGUCAAGAAGAAAUCGAAUAAGCUCUCCACCGGCGCGAUCAUCGGGAUCGUUCUGGGAGCGAGUUUCGGCCUCAUUCUCCUCGUCCUCGUCCUCAUCCUCUGCCUCCGGCGGCGCGAGCGCCGGCAGCCAGCGAAGGCGCCGAAACCGGUUGCAACGAGCCGAUCCGUGGUCGUUUCCGGCGCGGCGGAGGCCGGAACGUCGUCGUCGAAGGACGACAUUACCGGCGAAUCGACGGAGACGGAGAGGAACCGGCUGGUGUUCUUCGAGGGAGGGAUUUACAGCUUCGAUUUGGAGGAUCUGCUCCGGGCGUCGGCGGAGGUUUUGGGGAAGGGAAGCGUCGGAACGUCGUACAAGGCGGUGCUGGAGCAAGGGAUCACGGUGGUCGUGAAGAGGCUGAAGGACGUGGUUGUGAGCAAGAAAGAGUUCGAAACCCAAAUGGAAGGUCUCGGAAACGUUAAGCACGAGAAUGUGGUUCCACUCCGAGCUUUCUACUACUCCAAGGAUGAGAAGUUGCUCGUCUACGAUUUCAUGGCCGCCGGCAGCUUGUCUGCUCUUCUUCAUGGAAGCAGAGGUUCGGGUCGGACUCCACUCGACUGGGAUAGCCGAAUGCGGAUCGCCAUCGGUGCUGCCCGAGGCCUCACCCACCUCCACGUGUCGGAAAAGAUUGUCCAUGGCAACAUUAAGUCCUCCAACAUCCUCCUCCGCCCCGACCAUGACGCAUGCGUCUCCGACUUUGGUCUCCACUCCCUCUUCGGAUCCUCCACUCCCCCGAACCGUGUCGCGGGCUACCGGGCACCUGAGGUUUUUGAGACCCGAAAAUUCACGUUCAAGUCGGACGUGUACAGCUUCGGAGUCUUGCUCUUGGAGCUCCUAACGGGAAAGGCUCCGAACCAGGCCUCGCUGGGAGAAGAAGGCAUUGACCUUCCCAGGUGGGUCCAGUCGGUUGUCAGGGAAGAAUGGACGGCUGAGGUUUUCGAUGUGGAGCUGAUGAGGUAUCACAACAUUGAGGAAGAGAUGGUUCAGCUGUUGCAGAUUGCCAUGUCGUGUGUGUCCACCGUACCGGAUCAGAGACCCGGAAUGCAAGAGGUUUUACGUAUGAUUGAGGAUAUGAACAGGGGAGAGACUGAUGAUGGGCUACGACAGUCGUCAGAUGACCCGUCUAAAGGAUCAGACGGUCAGACGCCUCAGACUGAGUCCAGGACCCCACCCAGCUCCAUUACGCCUUGAGAUCAAAGUUCAUGCAAUGUAAAGUAAAAAAGAGGGAGAAAGAAAGAAAGGAAAAGAAAAUAAAAGGGCAAAAAAGGAUAAAAAAAACGACAUGGGAAUGUGGUGGGUCGUCUUAAAAUGUGCACAAUGGCGUACAUUGCAGGAUUAAAGUGUGAAGUUGAUUGGAGGACUCGGUGGUGGUGGUGGUCCAAUAUUUGUUUUUUCUUUCCUUUUUUCCUUUUUUUUUUGUUAGUUU
This is a messenger RNA of Morus notabilis, 2478 nucleotides long. Its product is annotated as probable inactive receptor kinase At2g26730. The transcript is spliced from 2 exons. Gene Ontology annotation, biological process: protein phosphorylation. Lineage: Eukaryota; Viridiplantae; Streptophyta; Magnoliopsida; Rosales; Moraceae. The record is from RefSeq and is a predicted model, not a curated record. Gene Ontology annotation, molecular function: protein kinase activity; ATP binding; protein binding. Bases 264 to 2243 code for a protein of 659 amino acids.